AUGUGGCAUCUGAUAUAUCAACAUGUCAAAUCUGCUGGUGUCUCAGAAACUGGCAACAAGCUGUCUGAGAGACUGACCGGAGAGGACCAGGUGAACAGGAGUGGCACAUCAUCUGACGCGGAUGCUGAUGCUGAUGAUAGUGAUGCAAGCAGCGUAACAAGUGAGCUUACUGAGAGUGAUGCCAUUAAGCUAGUAAAAGAGGCCAUCAAUGAUAUCCUUAAUGUGCCACAAGACGUCGAAGAUGAACUAACUCCAAGCAAUAAAACAACUACUUCAGAAGGUCAAAGCAUAGAAGUAGAAGAAAAUCCAAAGAAAAGUCUAUCCAGGGGCUACAGCAAGCUGAGAAAAAUUAUCAUCUGCAAUAAAUUCAUCAAGGCAAUGGAAAAGACCCGGAAUUUCUACCCACAAACUAGUCGAACCUUAAAUUCUGGUUCAGAACCUAGAAACAGUCAUCUGACGAAUUGUGCAGUGGGUGAGAGAAAAGGGAUGGAUGAGUGGAUGCUUGAUAACGUAUUGCAGAAAGUUAUCGCUGGACUUGCUCCAGUACAACAAAAAAGAGUAUCCUUAUUGGUUAAAGCCUUUGAAAAAGUCAACCCAGAUCCAGAAGAGAGGGCAAAAAGACUCAUUUACACUAAAACAGAAUUUCCUGAUACUAGUUCCUCAGAAGGGAAUACAAAAGAAAUGGAGAAAGCAGUACCAUCAGAUUCUUCACAUAACUCGGAACUUCCUGGUGACAUUCACCUCAAGCUAGAUAGAUCACAAAAUUCCAGCUCAGAAGUAGUCACAGAAAGGGUUCUACAAGAAUCCUGUAAAGACGAAAGUCCUGGCUUGACUAGAGAAUGCGCAUUGAAUGGACAAAGUUGUAGUAGUGGUGAUCCUUCUGAUAUUAAUGCAGCAACAUCCGAUCCGAUCAGUAAUCUCUCAGAAACUAAUAAGGACCCAACAGAAAUUGAUGCUACAAAUGCACCAGGUGUUCCACCAGAGGAAAGGAAAAAUUCUAAGGAUGAAGCAGGUGCACAGGUUGAGGAGAAAACUUUGCUUGAAGAACAAGAGGUUGAGAAUACAGAAUUAACGGCUAAAUCUUCAAAGAAGCCUCCACAGCCUGAAGACUUGGAAGAUGAGUGGAAUUACAGUGUACAAAAUAGUAGAUCCUUAGAAAAGCCUACAGGGCUGUGGGGCCUAAUACUGCAGCAUGUCUCAGUUGAUAUGUUGGAGAAAAAUGAAUCCCCAAAAACAAUUCAAAUUGAUGCAAAUGUACAGGUGGGCAGCAGUAGCACUGAGGUUUCAGAUAGCAAAACAGAUGAUUCUUCUCAGCUUUCAUCUAGAGUCAAAAGUUGCAGGGAUAUGGGUGUUCAAACUCCAACAAGCUUUGAGUUUGAAGAAAAUGAAGCAAUAAAGCUGGUAGAGGAAGCAGUAGAAGAAAUCCUUCUUCUCCAGGACCAGAUUUGUGAUACGGAAUCAAUAACCAGUGGCAUAACUUCAGAGAAAGGAGUCUACGGUGAAAACAAAGGAGAAGCCAUUGAUCCCUCGCUUGCUGCCACAGAAAUUGCAGGUGUUGCAACAUCACUUAAUACUGAUGCAACUCUAGAAGAAAAGAAAACAUCGUCAGAAGAAAAUGUACCUACCAGCUAUAGCACACUUUCCAAAGUUGUUAUGUGCAGAAGAUUUGUCAAGGCAAUGAACAAAAUGCGGAAGCUUAAAGCACUGCAUGUUCAAGACCUUUCUCAGCCACCUCAAUCACAAGGAGAAGGUAAUCCUUCAUUGCGACAAAUUUCAACCAGGGACAAGGCAAGUUGGGAGGAAGGGAUGCUUGAUAACGCACUGCAGAAAGUUAUAGGAAACCUUGCUCCAGCAAAGAAGCAACGAGUAGCACUGCUUGUUCAAGCUUUUGAGACUGUUGGUUCACUGCCUGAACCAACAAACAGCUGGAGAGGUAAAGCAUCAGUCUUAUAA
Messenger RNA from Chenopodium quinoa (quinoa), 1953 nucleotides. RefSeq lists its product as uncharacterized. Gene Ontology annotation, molecular function: calmodulin binding. The record is from RefSeq and is a predicted model, not a curated record. The transcript has a single exon. Lineage: Eukaryota; Viridiplantae; Streptophyta; Magnoliopsida; Caryophyllales; Amaranthaceae. Bases 1 to 1953 code for a protein of 650 amino acids.